This is a messenger RNA of Brachypodium distachyon (stiff brome), 1069 nucleotides long. RefSeq lists its product as uncharacterized. The transcript has a single exon. Lineage: Eukaryota; Viridiplantae; Streptophyta; Magnoliopsida; Poales; Poaceae. The record is from RefSeq and is a predicted model, not a curated record. Bases 447 to 722 code for a protein of 91 amino acids.
AACGCACGAAUACAUUACGCCCAAAAGACCCGGACACUGCCUAACCAGUAUCAUAGAGCAACACACAUGCAACAUGUCGUUUGCUUAUUUUUCUAAUAGUCAACUGGCCACCUCUCAAAGCUCCAACCAUCAUCCCUUCCCUUAACACGAACAAAUUCAACACUGCAGUCUACAGAUCGAAAACGGGGACACCGUCCGCCGUCCGGCCAUCUUAGCACUAGUAGUAGCACCCACGGCACAACACAACAAGGCACAUGAUACACGCACACACAACAUCCUCUCGGCCCCUACCUCCUCCUCCUCCCAACAGUCUCUGCCCGCGUCCAUACAGACGCAGUUAUUGCAGAACCACCUCCACUUCUUCCGGGAGCUGAGGCAGCAGCCCACUAGCUCACCAAGCUAGCUCACCCCCUCUCCCCUCUUCCCCAUCUCUCUUCUUAAUUAUCAUGGUGAGGGACGCCGGCGGCACGGUACUGCCGGCCACGCUCCUAGCAAUGUUGCUUCUCAUCCUGGCGUCCGAGCUCGCCACCUUCAGCUGCGGCCACAGGAUCCUCAGAGCUGCAGACGUCGCGGCGUCCAAGCGCGCCCCGACGCCGACGCAACACAGCUGGGUGUCCCCGGCGGCGGUGUCGGCGGAGACGGCCGGCGGCGACGCGGCAGCGGCGGAGUUCGGUGACUCCAAGAGGCUUGUUCCGCAGGGCCCUAACCCGCUGCACAACUAGCACUACAGGUUCUUCGCGCGCCUCCAUUUUUUCCUCUCGUGCAGAAGAACACACUAGUGACUAGUGAGUAGCUGAGUAGUGCCUUGUGUGCAAAUACGAAAUCACAUACAAAGUGAUGAUGUAGCAACUGUAAUUAGCUAGCCCGUUAGAGCUCUGGAGUUUGGAUCCGGAUGUAAUUACUUGCAUGUAUGAUCUCCUUCUUCCUCUCCCUAGCACUUGAUUUAUGAUUAGUUCUCUGGAGAGCAAAGAUCGAUCUGAGAUGUGACUAGCUAGGACAAUGAUUGGGAGCUUUUGCAAUCUGUUGUUGCGAGCUCUUGGAAUGGUCAAUGGCUUGUGUUUUCCACUUC